AAGCAAAAUUUCAUUUCUCAUUCAACAGCUCAAUUUGAAAAUGACCAAAACUCUCACAAACACAGACAAAACAAUAAUAAGUGUUAAUUUUUUUGUGUGUACUUCAUAAUAUUAAUAUCUCUCUCUCUCUCUCUCUCUUUUCCUUUCCUUUCAUUUCGUUACCUUUCUUUUCUUUUCUUUUCCUUUCCACUGUUUGGUUUGGAAAUGAAUGGAGAGGGAAUCGGAGGAGGAGAAGAAGAAGCGGAGAGAAUGGAAGUGAUUAGGGAGAAAUUGGUGUACAUGUGGGGGUAUUUGCCCGGAGCUUCGCCGCAGAGGUCGCCGUUGAUAUCGCCGGUGGCUGUUAGGGUUCCGACCGAGACCCUUGGGGGGGACUCCUGGAAAGAUGUUUGCGGCGGCGGUUGUGGUUUCGCCAUGGCCAUUUCUGAUUCCGGAAAGCUCAUUACAUGGGGUUCAACAGAUGAUCUUGGGCAAAGCUAUGUGACAUCUGGGAAGCAUGGGGAAAUUCCAGAGCCAUUCCCUCUCCCAAUGGAAGUUUCGGUAGUGAGAGGUGCGGCGGGUUGGGCACAUUGUGUUGCAGUUACAGAGAGCGGAGAAGUAUACACAUGGGGAUGGAAGGAGUGUGUUCCCUCCGGGAAGGUCUUUGGCGACCCAUCGUUGGGUGGGAGCUCUGAAAAGGAUGUAUUUGAAAGGCAGAGUUCAUUUUUGACAGAGCAAGUGAGCCCUCGCUCUCAAGGCUCUCGAUCAAGUGGCGGAACUGUAUCUGGCACUGAUGCUAAAGGAGGUGGAGAAGAAAGUACAAAACGAAGAAGAAUAUCAUCAGCAAAGCAAGCAGCCGAAAGUUCAUCUUCUGGUGAUGAAACUCUCUCAGCUUUGCCAUGCCUUGUAACACUAAACCCUGGAGUAAGAAUAGCUACUGUUGCUGCUGGGGGGCGUCAUACUUUAGCAUUGUCAGAUAUUGGACAGGUGUGGGGUUGGGGUUAUGGAGGUGAAGGGCAGCUUGGUUUGGGCUCCCGGAUACGUAUGGUUUCCUCUCCUCAUCCUGUACCUUGCAUAGAGUCUCCUUAUGUAAAAGAUAGAUCCACAGCACUCUCUAGAGGAAGCAUGGGUUCUGAGGGACAGGGUUUUAGAGCUCCUGGAAGUUAUAUAAAGGGGAUUGCUUGUGGAGGGCGACACAGUGCUGUAAUUACAGAUGCUGGAGCCCUGCUUACUUUUGGUUGGGGAAUGUAUGGACAGUGUGGGCAAGGAAGUACGGAUGACGAGUUAAGCCCAACUUGUGUUUCUUCCUUACUUGGUAUCCGGAUAGAGGGUGUUGCUGCAGGACUGUGGCACACGGUCUGUAUAUCUGCUGAUGGUGAUGUGUAUGCAUUUGGUGGAAAUCAGUUUGGGCAGUUGGGAACUGGUGCCGAUCAAGCUGAGACUAUUCCAAGGCUAUUGGAAGCUCCAAGCUUGGAAAAUCUGCAUGCAAAAAUUGUAUCUUGUGGGGCUCGUCACAGCGCCUUAAUUACAGAGGAUGCAAAAGUAUUCUGCUGGGGUUGGAACAAAUAUGGCCAGCUUGGGUUGGGCGAUGUAAUUGACCGCAACAUUCCUUCUCAAGUCAUUAUUGAUGGUGGUGUCCCUAGAAAUGUUGCUUGUGGCUGGUGGCACACCCUUCUUCUUGCUGAAUCACCCACUUGAAUUCCAAACUUGCUGGAGGCCUUGGCACAAUUUUGUAGUUAGCAGUUGUUUAGAUUGGUAAAUUAUUUAGUUAUAUGUGUAUGUACAUACAAUAGCCUGUAACGUAUACAUAUAUGCUUGUGUUCAUUCUUUGAUGUCUGAUGUUCACCAUCACUAGCACUAUUUUUAACACCGUUGCGAGAAUGAAGCAUCGGUUUCAAGAUGUGCAAAAUCGUUAAUCCUUAAUGUAUGGAUCUAUUAUGUAAUUGAACUUUAUGAUAUGAAAUCAAAUGUAUUUAAACUUUGUAAUUUUUA
This is a messenger RNA of Quercus robur (English oak), 1968 nucleotides long. RefSeq names its product ultraviolet-B receptor UVR8. The transcript is spliced from 11 exons. Lineage: Eukaryota; Viridiplantae; Streptophyta; Magnoliopsida; Fagales; Fagaceae. The record is from RefSeq and is a predicted model, not a curated record. The coding region runs from base 205 to 1674 and encodes 489 amino acids.